Molecule: messenger RNA, 2484 nt
Organism: Adineta steineri
Lineage: Eukaryota; Metazoa; Rotifera; Eurotatoria; Adinetida; Adinetidae
Source: the annotation of a GenBank genome assembly
AUGGAACCAGAAAUUGAUGAGGAUGAAGAUGAUCUUCGUUCCUUAUCUGAACGUAUUUUACCUUUAACAUCGGCAUCUUAUACAAAUAAUAAUAUAUCUCCUCGAAAUAAUAAUAAUAAUCGUAUUCGUUCAUUAAAACCACAAAAAAGUAUUUCAUUUGAUAAUCAAUUUUAUCAUGAAGAAACUUCUUUACCAACAACAGUAAAUACAGGUGAUAUUAUACAAAUGAGUGAUGGAACAAGAAAAAAAUAUAAUGGUUCAUCAUGGCGUCGUAUGUGUUCGAAACCUAAUUGUACUUAUUAUACACAAAGUCAAGGUUUAUGUAAACCACAUUUAGCAGCUUCUAAAAAACGUAAAAUAACUAAAAUUGAUAAUGAAUUACCGACAAUGAUUGAUCAAACUUCUUUUGAUCAAGAAGAACCUAAAAAAGGUGAUAUUAUUAUUUUAUCAAAUGGUAUUCGAAAGAAAUAUGAUGGACGACAAUAUCGACGUAUUUGUGCUAAUUCAAAUUGUACUGCAGUUGUACAUGGAAGUCUUGAAUAUCAAAAUGGUUUAUGUCCAUAUCAUUUUCAAGAAAUUCGUUCGAAACCUUUAAAUCAAUUUUCACCAUUAUCUAAAAGUGACCAAGAACCAUUUAUUGAACCUCGUACUCCACCUAAACAAACUGUGAUCUCAUCUUCAUCACGUAAACGUCCUCGACCAAAUUCUCCACCAUCUCGUAAUCCAUCUCAAUCAUCAACAUCUGACAUAAUAAAUAAAAGUUCUGUACCAAAACCUAAUCGUCGUUUAUCAAUAGCUGUUAUUCCACCAACAGUUGAUAUUGAACAUCCAAAUAAAGGUGAUAUUAUAGAAAUGGAAAAUGGUUCAAGAAAAAAAUUUGAUGGAGUUGUUUGGCGUACAAUUUGUUCAAUGCCAGGUUGUUUCAUUGCUGCACAACGAGAUGAAUUAUGUCGUAAACAUUUUAUUAAACUUAAUGGAAAACCAAAUUCAGCACCAACAAUGGCAAUGAAUAUGAUGAGUUCAGGAACAAUGCUUACUCCGAGAGCAAAUAGUACUUCAUCAACAGAUGAAAAAUUAGACGAUCAAAACUCAAAAAUGGGAAAAGAUCUUAUUUCAAACGUUAAAGAUGAAUCUUUGGAUUAUGAUUAUAAUCAACAAGAAGAAACAAAUAAUGAUAAUAUAUCAAACAGUUAUAGUGUUUCAGAUGAUGAUGCACAUAUUAAAGAAGAAAUCUCAUCUCCUAUCGAAGAUGAUAAUUUAGGUACACAUAUAGAUCAUACGUUGAUUAAUGCACUUUCAGCAAGUCGAGAAAAGUUUCCAACAACAUAUUUAAAAAAAUGGCUUCGAGAACAUCGUAGUCAUCCAUAUCCAAGUAAUCAAGAAAAAAUACAGUUAGCAAAACAAUCAUCAAUAACAUAUGAUCAAGUAACAACAUGGUUUAAUAAUGCGCGAGCUAUUCUUCGACGUCGUCAAGCUAAACUACAACAUUCAUUUGACCCUGUUGCUGAUGACAAUGACAAUGACAAUGAUAAUGAUAAUGAUCAUGAUAAUGAUACAGAUGAUAAUCAUCGAUUAUUAUCUUUAUUUAAUGGUGUUAGUUGUCGAUCAAUUGGUAUACAAUGUAAUCCAUCUACAGUUGAUCAAACAACAUUAACAUCAACAAAAAUAUCUGUAAUGACAGAUGAUGAAUUAACAUCAGAUCGUACGAUAAAAAUUUUAACACCAUCAAGUCGAGUUUUAACAACAAAUAAUUUUAAAAAGACGAAUAGUCAUGAAUUUUUAAUAAAUGGAAUUAAAACUGAAGAUGAUUAUGAACGUGAAAAAGAUAUUAUUAUUACAAGUACUUGUCUAGAUGAUGAUCAAAUGUCACGUUUAAAAGAGUUUUGUUCAAAAUUUCAAAUUGAAUUAUCGAAUAGUGUUGAUGAAAAUACGACACAUUUAAUUACUGAUGAAGAAGAAGGUGAAACACUUGUAUGUCCAUUAUCAAAAAAAGUUAUUCAAGCAGUUGCACGUCAUAUGUAUGUUGUUACAUAUCGAUGGAUUGAUGAUUGUUUAAAAUCUAAUCAAUUAAUCAAUGAAAAACCAUAUGAAAUUCAAGGAGAUUUAACACUUUCAUCUGAUCAUAAUGGUAUGCAACGAAGUCGUCAAAGUAUUUUACCAGAAAAUUUACCAAAAAAUCUUUUACUUGAAAAUUUUUCUGUUAUGUUAAAAUGUAAUGGUUGUCAAGAAAUGAUGAAUAAUGAUGAAUUAAUUGAAUUAGUUCAAUUGUCUGGUGCUAAACAUACAACUGAUUCACAUUUUUCACGUUUACAAACACAUAUAACACGUAUUGUUCUUUGUGAAAAAGAAUAUUUAAUCAAUCGACGUGAAAUGUAUGAAAAAUGUAUUCAUUCUGGUAUUCAUUUUCUUACUCCUGAAUGGUUUCUUGAAUCACUUGUUCAAUAUCGUAUUCAACCAUUUCAAGAAUAUCAAAUAUCACCUUAA